GGAGGAAAUGGCGGAUCUAGUUUAUGGACAUUGUACAGACUUUAUUCAAGUUGUUUAUGAUAAACAUGGUGAACCUUUCAAAGCUGACAAACAUGGAGGAAUUGGAGGAGACAAAACUCAUGAGAUAAAGCUUCAGCUGCCAGAUGAGUUCCUGAUUGGUGUCAGCGGUCAUUAUUUUCCAUUUGGCGGCGCCCUGGUUAUUCGAUCACUGAUAUUUAAGAGCAACGAAAGGACAUCUGGCCUAUAUGGUUAUGAAGAAGACACAUUAUUUACCUUUUCAAAGGAAGGAGGCAAAGUUGUUGUAGGGUUUAAGGGACGAGGUGGAAGAUAUUUGGAUUCAGUUGCCUUCGCUGUCUCCUGAACUAUCAAAAUCUGCUUCAGAAGUCAAAGUGCUUGGAUAGGUUAGAGAAACAUGAAAUUCAACUUAUGUUUCAGCUCAGUAAGAAUGAACUAGGAAAUCUUAUGUUGUUGGUGUCAUAGCUUUAGGAGUGUUACUAUACUGAAAUUGAGUGGGUGCAUCAAUGUCCUCCAGUUAUACGGUAAAUAAAGAGUAAG
Molecule: messenger RNA, 555 nt
Organism: Prosopis cineraria
Lineage: Eukaryota; Viridiplantae; Streptophyta; Magnoliopsida; Fabales; Fabaceae
Product: jacalin-related lectin 19
Exons: 2
Coding region: 8-361 (117 amino acids)
Molecular function (GO): carbohydrate binding
Source: RefSeq, a predicted model, not a curated record